AUGCUCAUGAGGAAAGUGCCCGGUUUCGCCCCGGCCUCUGCUUGGGGGCUGCGGCUGCCGCAAAAGUUCCUCUUCCUUCUCUUCCUCUCUGGCCUGGUCACCCUGUGUUUUGGGGCCCUUUUCCUGCUGCCCCACUCCUCUCGCCUCAAGCGCCUCUUCCUGGCCCCCCGGACCCAACAACCCGGCUUGGAGGUUGUGGCCGAUGUCGGUGGCCACCCUCUGGUCCGAGAGCAGGAGCCGGCUCCCAACCCAGCCCCAGCUGCGCUGACCUCCGGUGAGAACAACCCUUACAAUCUGGCCGAUCACCUCCGCAGAAAAGGGUGGCCGCGUCGCACCCGCCCCACGGGGCUCCGGGAGGAGGCCACAGCGGCUCGGGUCAGUAGCAUCGCAGCCCUCAGACCCCAAGAAAGGAACCUCCCUUUUCGCUUUGACUUCAAUGCGUUCCGGAGUCGUCUCCGUCACCCGGUGCUGGGGAGGAGACCCGAAGAGAGUAAGGAGCCUCAGAGCCUAGUGCGAGCCCAACGAGAGAAAGUUAAGGAGAUGAUGCAGUUUGCCUGGCAAAGCUACAAGCGUUAUGCAAUGGGGAAAAACGAGCUCCGUCCACUAACGAAGGAUGGCUAUGAAGGAAGCAUGUUCGGAGGGCUCAGUGGGGCCACCAUCAUUGAUGCCCUCGACACCCUCUACCUCAUGGAGCUGAAGGAGGAGUUCCAGGAGGCCAAGGCCUGGGUUGAAGAGAGCUUCCACCUGAAUGUGAGUGGAGAGGCAUCCUUGUUUGAGGUGAACAUCCGCUAUAUAGGAGGACUCCUCUCAGCCUUCUACCUGACAGGAGAAGAGGUGUUCCGAAUAAAGGCCAUACGCCUUGGCGAAAAACUCCUGCCUGCCUUCAACACCCCCACAGGAAUCCCAAAGGGCGUUGUGAACUUCAAAAGCGGCUCCAACGGAAGCUGGGGCUGGGCCACAGCAGGGAGCAGCAGCAUCCUGGCAGAGUUUGGAUCCCUGCAUUUGGAGUUCUUACACCUCACUGAGCUCUCUGGCAACCAGGUCUUCGCCGAAAAGGUCAGGAACAUCCGAAAGGUCCUCAGGAAGAUUGAGAAGCCCUUUGGCCUCUACCCCAACUUCCUCAGCCCAGUGAGCGGAAACUGGGUACAACAUCACGUCUCAAUUGGAGGACUCGGGGACAGUUUUUAUGAAUAUUUGAUCAAAUCCUGGCUGAUGUCGGGCAAGACAGAUAUGGAGGCUAAAAAUAUGUACUACGAAGCCUUGGAGGCAAUAGAGACCUACUUGCUGAAUGUCUCUCCCGGGGGGCUGACCUACAUUGCUGAGUGGCGAGGGGGGAUUCUGGACCAUAAGAUGGGCCACCUGGCCUGUUUCUCAGGGGGCAUGAUCUCCCUCGGCGCUGAGGAUGCCAAGGAAGAAAAGAGGGCCCACUACCGAGAACUUGCAGCCCAGAUCACCAAGACGUGCCAUGAGUCAUACGCCCGCUCAGAUACCAAGCUCGGGCCCGAGGCCUUCUGGUUCAACUCUGGCAGAGAGGCAGUGGCCACCCAGCUGAGUGAGAGCUACUACAUCCUGCGGCCUGAGGUGGUGGAGAGCUACAUGUACCUGUGGCGGCAGACCCACGACCCCAUCUACAGGGAGUGGGGCUGGGAAGUGGUGAUGGCCUUGGAGAAAUUCUGUCGGACGGAAGGAGGCUUUUCUGGGAUCCAAGAUGUCUACAGCAGCAUCCCCAACCAUGACAACAAGCAACAGAGUUUCUUCCUAGCAGAGACAUUGAAGUGA
Chrysochloris asiatica (Cape golden mole) is the source of this 1779-nucleotide messenger RNA. It is a transcript of the gene MAN1C1, whose product is annotated as mannosidase, alpha, class 1C, member 1. The transcript is spliced from 11 exons. Gene Ontology annotation, molecular function: calcium ion binding; mannosyl-oligosaccharide 1,2-alpha-mannosidase activity. The record is from RefSeq and is a predicted model, not a curated record. The coding region runs from base 1 to 1779 and encodes 592 amino acids. NCBI's taxonomy places the organism in Eukaryota, Metazoa, Chordata, Mammalia, Afrosoricida, Chrysochloridae. Gene Ontology annotation, cellular component: extracellular exosome; Golgi membrane; endoplasmic reticulum. Gene Ontology annotation, biological process: carbohydrate metabolic process; N-glycan processing.